This is a messenger RNA of Stereum hirsutum FP-91666 SS1, 2313 nucleotides long. RefSeq lists its product as uncharacterized. NCBI's taxonomy places the organism in Eukaryota, Fungi, Basidiomycota, Agaricomycetes, Russulales, Stereaceae. Gene Ontology annotation, molecular function: DNA-binding transcription factor activity; sequence-specific DNA binding. The record is from RefSeq and is a predicted model, not a curated record. Bases 51 to 1631 code for a protein of 526 amino acids. The transcript is spliced from 6 exons. Gene Ontology annotation, biological process: regulation of DNA-templated transcription.
CCACCCGCUCCUCGCCGGAAGACGGCUCGCCCUCUGACCAGCCGCCCCCCAUGAACAAGUCCGACAGCAACGCCACAAAGCCCCAGGCCACCUUCCUCACAAAGCUCUACUCCCUCCUCGAACGCCCCGAAAACCAGCACAUGAUUCGCUGGGACCCCGCCGGCGAGCACAUCAUCGUCGAGCGGCCAGAGCAGCUCGCGCUCCAUGUCCUGCCCUCCAUCUACCGCCAAUCGCGCUUUGCGUCCUUCUCCCGGCAACUAAACAUCUAUGGCUUCAUGCGCAAAGUCAACCUCCGCAACGUCGACCCCGCCAUCGACGAUCCCGACGCCUCCACGUGGUCCCACCCCACCCUCAACCGGCACUCGCCCCCAGAGGUAGUCGCAAACUUUAAGCGUCGCGUCCCCCCUCGUCUCCCAAAGCCCAGAAAGCGCGUCGAUGAGCAACAGAUGCCCAACGCAGCUCCCCGCUCCGCCACUGGUCUUGGCUCAGGCGUCCCUCUCUCCAUUCCCUCUGUCGACAUGAACCAGUCCUACAAGGCCGGUGGUCGCAAUCGCGGCUUUUCUGCCCCCGGCUCGUAUACCCCUCUCCCGCAGCCGGGCAACUCCUGGGCCCCGAGCAAUUACUCUCGUCAAGCUCUGCCACCGCUCACCGUCCCCUCCGACCCGCCGAUGUCCCACGGCAUGUACAGCAACUCGCCUCACUCGCUCCACCCCAUACCCAGCGAGGAAAAUGGUGGCCCCGGGUACAACUCCAUUUCGUCGUACUCGACCUCGAGCCGCGAUUUGAUGGUCAACCCGGCCCAAUACCCCUACGCCGAGCAGAACUCGUGGUCCUUCUCGCCCGUCAGCAGCGGCAGCUCGUCCGCGACCUCUGGCAGCCUUUCCUCCCUCCUCAACCCCAGCAGCUCGAAUUAUCCGCCCACCCGUCCGACCAUCAACACCAACUACGCGCCUUCCUUCUCCUCCAUGCCCCAGAGCGCGUCGUCUCUUUCGCCCGAUAGUCGCCCCGCGACCGGCUACUCUGUCUCCUCCAUGGGGUCCAUCUCGUACGACGACACGACUCCGCACCAUUACGACUCGCGGCCCGGGUCUGGCUACGCACGGCCGCUGACGCCCACCUCCUCCCGUCCAUCGUCCUCCAAGGCGAACUACUCGACCACCACUGGCUCGCUUAGCAUCCGGCGCCAAAGACGCCACAGCCAAGUCGUCGGACCAUACCCCACUCCAUACGACCACAUCGAUGACCGGGGGUCCUCAUCGCCAUCGGACCAUAUCGACGAGGAGCAUUCCAUGCACCGCUCGCGCAGUAUGAUUCAGCUCCCCUCCGUCGACCCAUAUGCCAACUUCAACUCGUCGCAGCCUGACUUUGCGUACACGGUCCCGUCCGGAGGAGGGUCGGGUGGCAUGAGCUCGAUGGAGGACGGGGCGUGGAACACUCGGUCAGUCAGGCCUUCGACGUCUGCAAGCUCAGUGUCCGCAGCCUCUCAAUCGUCGUCCUCUCAGGCGCGAACCCCGCCGGUGAUCGACGGAUACGCAGAGGCGGACGUCCAUCGUUUCUCGCCCGACCUCGGCUACGUCUCCAUGAGCGACCCGCUCGCGCACUACGCCGCGAAGGCCGGAGGGGACCCUUAGAGUGUUUACAGCAUGCUCGCAAUACCCGUCACCGUCACCGUCGUGAUGCGUGAUUUCUUUUGUCCUCCAUCUUUGUCUUUUUCUUCUCCUGUUGCAAUCUUUUUUCUCCUUUCUUUCCAGGACGCUUUUCUGUUAUCUCGUCGAUAAACUUACCACUUCCCUGGCUCUCCGUUCGUCGGCUACGGUUGCUUGUUUCCCCCCUUCAUGCUGAGUUUGGACUCGUCCGCGUUACUGAACGGGUUGGGCUGUUGAAAUGUCAUGGAACGCGGCAUGGUAUAUUUCCGUAUUCAGGAGUUCAAUUCCCAGGCCGUCGUCUGCGCCGUUUUUGCCUCGUCGCCCGUUGCUUUCCGUCCGUCCGUCCCCUUGUUCGUCGUCGUCGUCCCGUUGCCUUGGCCUUCCCAUCGCCGACUCCACCGAGGCGGGGUUCCAUCGAAGCAAUUGUUAUGUAUAUUUGUCGUCACACCCACCCCUCUCCUCUCUCCUCUCUUUGCUUUCGCUUUCCGGUUACCACUGCAAUCCCAAUCAUACAAUCGUCUCGCCGUGUAAUAUGGAUCUCAUCGUCUGCUCAACUCGCUCGCUUUUUUGCCUUCUACCUGUAUGGGAUAGUAUACCUUUUUCCUGUCUGUGUGUGUCCAAAAAGAUUUACCCUGUCAAUUGUACUACCCGUUGCCCUUGCAAACAC